Messenger RNA from Poecilia reticulata (guppy), 1248 nucleotides. RefSeq names its product claudin-4-like. Gene Ontology annotation, cellular component: membrane; bicellular tight junction. NCBI's taxonomy places the organism in Eukaryota, Metazoa, Chordata, Actinopteri, Cyprinodontiformes, Poeciliidae. Gene Ontology annotation, molecular function: structural molecule activity. The record is from RefSeq and is a predicted model, not a curated record.
AGACGGCCGCGCAUCAGAAAACAUCUUCAACAAAAACCUCUAGACCUCUACAGGUGUUCAAAGAAGACAAAUAGUUUUUUCCAGAAUGGGAUCGUCAGCUGUUCAGAUGGCAUGUGUGGCCUUCGGGGUCGUCGGGCUCAUUGGGGUCAUCGUCUGUUGUGCCCUUCCUCUCUGGAAAGUGUCAGCCUUCAUAGGAAACAACAUUGUGACGGCGCAGGAGAGUCAAGCAGGUCUGUGGAUGGAGUGUGUGAAGCAGAGCACUGGGCAGCAGCAGUGCAAAGUGUACGACUCCCUGUUGCAGUUAGGCUCUGACCUUCAGGCCGCCCGCGCCAUGACCAUCAUCAGCUGCAUGCUCAGUGUGCUCAGCCUCCUCAUCCUCUUCUGCGGUGCCGACUUCACCAUAUGUAUUCAGAACGAAGAGGUCAAGCCCAAAAUCAGCCUGGUGGCCGCAGUGGGCCAGAUCCUGGCCGGCCUGCUGGUGAUCAUCCCCGUCAGCUGGUCGGCACACAACACUGUGAGAGACUUCCACAACCAAUUGGUGCCCGACUCCCUGAAGCGAGAGAUGGGAGCGUGCAUCUAUAUCGGCUGGGCAGCCGGUGUACUGAUGCUCCUGGCUGGAGGUCUGCUCUGCUGCUUCAGCAGACCCAGAUCCGGCAGCUCCGGAGGAACCGCCAAGUACUACAGCAACAGCGCUUCAGCGCCAAACAAGAACUACGUGUAGAGGCCGUGUGGUACCAGAACCUGUAAAUACUUUAUGCUAAUAAUAUCUGAAUCUGAUUAUUAUUUCCAUAAUUUUAACAGUUGGUGCUGGAAGGCAUGAGCUCUGUAAAGUUUUAUUUCAAACAGUUUCUGAGCUGUUUUUUCUUUCUAUCUUGGCAAAAUAGUUGAAUUUCCAUGAAUUUUCUAGAAAUUUGUGACAUAAUGAUGAAAAAGACAUAUGAAGAAGACUCUGUAAGCAGCCAAAUGACAUAUUACAUGGAUUGUUACAGGCAAGUUACAAGACAAUAACCCAAAUGAUCGUGUUGUUUGCUGAUUUAGUCCAUUUUAUGUUCAUGAUUUCUCUGCUGCCUACCAGAUUUUCCUCAGGAAACAUUUUCAUUGUUGUGUUUCUCAGGCUUCUGCAUUACUUUCUAUUCAUAAAACUGGUUUUGUUUCUCAUUUUGUACAUUGACCGCGAGAAAUUAUUAAAGCUUCGUCAGCUACAGAUAUGUAUGGAAAAAUGAAUAAAAUGUAUCGAAAAACACCAAA